Molecule: messenger RNA, 1413 nt
Organism: Branchiostoma belcheri (Belcher's lancelet)
Lineage: Eukaryota; Metazoa; Chordata; Leptocardii; Amphioxiformes; Branchiostomatidae
Exons: 4
Coding region: 71-1321 (416 amino acids)
Source: RefSeq, a predicted model, not a curated record
CAAAUCAGGUACGCAGCCCUACUGGAAAUGCAUCCAGUGCUCUCAGCCCUCCAGGGAAGAAGCCCCUUCCAUGGACAUGGAUGUGCCACCUGCAGCCGAAAGCACGCGUCUGAGUUUGGAGACUGACGAAAGCGCGCAGCCCAGCCUGGAGCGUGAAGAGCUUGACGAACCCGAGCCCGAGCUUGACGAACCCGAGCCCGAGCUUGACGAACCCGAGCCCGAGCUUGACGAACCCGGCGAAGACGAGUGUAUGUCAGACUUUAGCCACGAGACCGUGUCAGAUGUCGAGGACAUACAUGAACUAUCUCAGCAGCAUCCGGACGACGAGACAUUUGUAGACCCACAAGUCACAUACGACACGCCGGUUACAACCUACCUUCUAGUUCCCGGAGCGUCACAAAGAGGCAAGGGCAAGCUAAUCAGCAGUGAUGGCUACAGCUAUACCUUCAAGCGGGAAACGCAGACAACGAUCCAUUGGCGAUGCGCCGUUCGCAACAAGAACAUCGUCUGUCCUGCAACGGUAGUGCAGACAGGAGAUGUGUUCCAACCAGGCCUGCCAGAUCACCUCCAUCCAGCACACCAAGACGCAGAGAUCCGCGCCAAAAUCACGUCGGAGAUAAGAGAGAAGGCCCAACAACAGAUCUUCGAACCUGCAUCUAAUCUCGUGGAUGAGGUGAUGGAAACCAAUGCAGACAAUCCGGGCUUGCCGAGUCACGCCGCCCUGAUUCGACGUGUCAACCGUGCUAAGUCCAAGCAUCGUCCGGCCGAACCCCAAGAUUUGGACUUUGAACUUGAUGAAGAAUACAUCCAGGAAGAUUUCCUGGUUCGGGACAUCGACGUGUCGACCGCAACAACGUCAGCAAGACACAUCCUGUUUGCAACCCCGUACCAGCUUCGCCUCCUCGCACAAGCCCGUCGUUGGUAUAUUGACUCUACCUUCAAGGUUGUGCGUGCCCCUUUCUACCAAUUGUUCUCGGUGCACGCGUUCAUCAGAAGUGGAGACGUCAUCAAGCAAGUUCCCCUCGCGUACGCCUUCAUGUCUAGCAAACGCGAGAUUGACUACCGAUCCGUACUCCUAGAACUGCAAAACGCACUGCCUGCUGACAUCGAACUGCAAGAAUGCUUGGCAGGCGUUUGCAUCCGUGUUUCCUGGUGCACGACUGAAAGGGUGCGCAUUCCAUUGGUGCCAGGCGGUCUGGAGGAAGGUACAGGAGUAUGGACUACAGACGGCAUACCGGGAGGACCAGCGUGUAUCUGGACUCCACGUCGUUGGUCCGUGUACAUGCAAUCGGUCAUGCAAUCAGUACAAAGAAGUACUUAAUGGAAUUACCACUCUUCUGCAUCAAUCGGUAUAUAAAAGAGAAUGCUAGCAUCUAACAGGCUUAGCUUUCGUCCGACCGGACCGUCCGAGCG